Messenger RNA from Cydia pomonella (codling moth), 6806 nucleotides. It is a transcript of the gene SrpRalpha, whose product is annotated as signal recognition particle receptor subunit alpha. The coding region runs from base 84 to 1904 and encodes 606 amino acids. Gene Ontology annotation, biological process: SRP-dependent cotranslational protein targeting to membrane. Gene Ontology annotation, cellular component: signal recognition particle receptor complex; endoplasmic reticulum membrane. The transcript is spliced from 12 exons. NCBI's taxonomy places the organism in Eukaryota, Metazoa, Arthropoda, Insecta, Lepidoptera, Tortricidae. Gene Ontology annotation, molecular function: GTP binding; ATP hydrolysis activity; signal recognition particle binding. The record is from RefSeq and is a predicted model, not a curated record.
GUGUAUUGUCAUUGUCAAUUCGCAAAGUUCGUAGCACGUAGAAACAUCUGUUCAAUAACGCUGUUUUUAAAUAAUUAUAUAAAAUGUUGGAUCUGUUCAGCAUCUUCAGUAAAGGAGGAAUAGUGCUAUGGUGUUUUCAGGGCACGAGUGAAAUAUUUUCACCGUCGGUGAAUGCGCUGAUACGCAGCGUUAUAUUGCAAGAGCGUUCAGGCAACACAACAUUCAACCACAAUUCUCUAACGCUCCAAUACAAACUCGACAAUGAGUUUGAGCUGGUGUUCGUCGUUGCGUACCAGCGGAUCCUGCAGCUCUCCUACGUGGACAAGUUCCUCAACGAUGUUCACCUGGAGUUCAGGGAUAAGUAUAAGAAUGAGCUGCAAGGCGGGCAGCAUAUGGGGGACUUUGAUUUUAAGGCGUGCUUUGAUGCGGUGUUGAAGGGAUGCGAACAGUGGGCCAAGUCUCAAGCUAAGAUUCCUAAGCAAAUGAGGACGUUUGAGGAUUCUCAGAAGUCAAAGAAGACUGUUGCCUCUAUGAUCGAGAGGAAAGGGGAGGAGAAGGGGAAGAAAUCAGUUAAGAUAGUAGAGGCCAAGUUGACGAACGGCAAGCCGGAGGAACCGGAGGAGGAUGCCAGUGACGUGUUGGCCGCCCGCGCCAAGCUGGCGCAGAAGCUCAGCAAGAGCAAGAAGGAGGUCAAGAAAUCUCCGAAGAGCCCUAAAGUGGAGAAGGACCGCACGAAGAAACCCCGCGUCUGGGAGCUAGGAGGUGGAGCUAGGGACCUUCCAGAGCUUGACUUCAGCACAGACAAGCCUGAAGACUCCAAUAUUAUUGCCGACACUCACUUGGUGGGCAGAAUGACCGGCGCCAUUCGUGACCUGGAGGUGGAAUCCGACGAAAGCAGCAGCGAGGAGGAGCUGGAGCACACCGCGCCCAGCCCCAAGAAGACCGGCGGCAUGUUCAGCAUCUUCAAAGGUCUGGUGGGUUCCAAGGCCCUGUCAGCGGAGGCGAUGCAACCAGUUUUGGAGAAGAUGCGCGACCAUCUCAUAGCGAAGAACGUGGCGGCCGACAUCGCCAACAAGCUCUGCGAGUCCGUAGCCAAUAAGCUGGAGGGCAAGGUCCUAGGCACCUUCGACAGCGUAGCCAAGACCAUAAAAGCGACCCUAACAGAGUCGCUGGUCCAGAUCCUGUCGCCCAGACGCCGCGUGGACAUCUUACGAGAUGCCAUGCAUGCCAAGCAGGAGGGCCGGCCAUACGUCAUGGCCUUCUGUGGGGUGAACGGCGUGGGCAAGUCCACCAACCUGGCCAAGAUCUGCUUCUGGCUGAUCGAGAACGGCAUGUCGGUGCUGAUCGCGGCGUGCGACACGUUCCGCGCCGGCGCCGUGGAGCAGCUGCGCACGCACGCGCGCCGCCUCAACGCGCUGCACCCGCCCGCGGAGCGCGCCCGGCCCGUGGUGCAGCUCUACGAGAAGGGCUAUGGUAAAGACGCCGCCGGUAUAGCCAUGGAGGCGAUCCGCUACGCGGCGGACUGCAAGGUCGACGUCGUGCUCAUCGACACGGCCGGCCGCAUGCAGGACAACGAGCCGCUCAUGCGCGCCUUGGCCAAGCUCAUCAAGGUGAACUCGCCCGACCUGGUGCUGUUCGUGGGCGAGGCGCUGGUGGGCAACGAGGCCGUGGACCAGCUCGUGAAGUUCAACCAGGCGCUCGCCGACCACAGCGCCACCGCCCACCCGCACACUAUUGAUGGGAUCGUGCUCACCAAGUUCGACACUAUUGAUGAUAAGGUCGGCGCAGCGAUAUCGAUGACGUACAUCACGGGGCAGCCCAUCGUGUUCGUGGGCACCGGCCAGACCUACACGGACCUCAAGGCGCUGCACGCGCCCGCCGUCGUGCGCGCGCUCAUGAAGUAGCCGGCUACACUAUGUGGUACAGCUGUCGGCGUACCCGACCUGUUACCAAAGAGAAUUUGAAAUAGAGGUGUAUUGUCAAAGAAAACGUUGUAGCCACAGUAAAUUUACUGCCAUAUUUCGACACGUGAUUGAAACUUUUAGAACGCCAUUCGACUUUGGUUAUGCUGCUAUUUGGUUAGUCGUAUCAAAAAGUGGCGCCAUCUAAUAAAUCAAAAGCCAAAGUUAUGGAAUCGUUUCGAGCGAUGGCGCCACAACCUUUCGCUGAUGCCCGGUGAGAUGGCGCCACUUUUUGAUAUUUAACAAAUUUAACACAUAUCAGUGAAAGAAUAAGGAUUAAAGUCAAAUGGCGUUCUAAAAGUUUUCGACGACUGUCGAAUUCGAAAAAUCGAAUUUCGACGACCGGUCUGGCCUAGUGGGUAGUGACCCUGCCUACGAAGCUGAUGGUCCCGGGUUCAAUUCCUGGUAAGGGCAUGUAUUCGUGUGUUGAGCAUGGAUAUUUGUUCCUGAGUCAUGGGUGUUUUCUAUGUAUUUAAGUAUUUAUAAAUAUUUAUAUAUUAUAUAUAUCGUUGUCUAAGUACCCUCAACACAAGCCUUAUUGAGCUUACUGUGGGACUUAGUCAAUUUGUGUAAUGAUACUGUGGGAUUUAGUCAAUUUUUGUAAUGAUGUCCUAUAAUAUUUAUUUGAAAAGUUUUAAUCAUGUGUCGAGAGAUGGCAGGUUACGUGGCUACAAAGUUUACUUUCAACUUUGACAGUACACCUCUAUUUCAAAUUCUCUUUGUUUAUUACCUAAACCUAUUGUACACUUAAUAUGUCACAAUUAAAAAACAACUAUAGUUAAUUUUUGGAGCAUUAAAAAGAAGGUAAGUGAUGUUGACGUGUAUUUAUAUUAAAUAUCACUUUUGAAAAAUAACUCGCAGCAAAUAUGUGACAAUCAUGAAUCAUAUACGAUCUUCUGCUUUCAUAAAUAAUAUAAACUAUUUUUUUAAGCGUUUUCAAUAAAAAUACCCGUUGUUUACCUUUUUCUAAUGCUGAAAAACGAACUAUAUAAAAUACGAAAUAUAAUAACGUGAAACUCAAGAUAUAAUGCGUAAAUAAUAAGGGUGUAUUUUGAACAAACACCAAUUCCUGAUAUCAUGUUUGUUAACAAAAAUUAACAUAAUAAAUACAACAAUUGACUUCCCGUAUACUUGCUUAACAUUGCCUACCAUGCCAAACAUUGUGUUUAGAAAACAGUUAUUUUCUACUAAACGUCUGUAUAUGGGCGUCCGCUAGCGGGCGCGGGUGCACGGAGCGGGCGCGCGCACGCGGGUGCCAUUAUAGGUAAAAUGCUUAAUAAUAAUGUUAAAUUUUCUUUAUUCAGAUAACUUAACAGUUAGCAACGCUCACACUAUGUUACAAGCUUUUAUUUAACUUGCCCUGUUAGUAUGUAUGUUUGUGUUGGUCAAAUCUUGAAAGCUUAAUUUUACCCACUUCCCGGUUUCAGAUUCAGCUAAAAUUUUCUAUACAUAUGUAAGUCGGGUGACAAUGCAAUAUUUUGGUACGGUCGCGUCUGAAAAUAUCGAUACAAAAAAGUGCCAAAUAUAUGCAUACAUACACGACUUUAUUGCCCGUAUAUUAAGGUAGUGUAUACAUAUUUUUGGCACAUUUUUCGUUAUUUUUUCGUACCGAUAUUUUCAGACGUGACUACCAUAGAGUUGAUCUGAUGAUGGAGACAGGUGGCCGUGGGAACUCUGUGAUAAAACAACAAAUCCGAAUUGUAUUUGAGGUCUUUAGAACUGUCUCGAUGAGUUACUUUCUAUUGAAUACAAAAAAAAACAUACUUUUAUAGUUUUUAUAGUCCUAUAGAAAGAAAAGUACAGUCAGCGAUAAAAUGAAAUUUUUGCCAAAAACUUAUUUCGUUAAUCCGCUCACCUGCUCCGUGUGAAACAAAACUCACCACUUGAUUUGCUAUGAUUAUUUAUUUCUCCAACUUUAACUUAUCCACAGUAAUGCCUUCUUAAAAUCUACACUUCACAAUCCCUCAACAACCACGUCAGUCGACCGUUAACUUCGUUCUCCAUUCCAACCCAGACGUUUUUUUACGUUAUUCAUUAGUACCCUCCUUUGUUUUUUUAUUAUUUUUCGAGCAAAGAGAAGGGAGCACGAUACCAAUAUUACCAGAUUAACCUUAAUAAUCACCCAAAUCAUUAAAUUAAUAUUUUAAAAUCAUGACACGUGCAACCGCGCCAUCUAGCGGGCGCCCUUUACCGAAUUCCUAAUAAUGGGCGCUAUUCUUCGAUCAGUGAACGGCACAGUUUGGCACGGCAGGCAAUCUUGAAAAACUUUACUGUUUGCACUUUUGCUUUUAAGGACCAUCGUGUAUUUACCUCAAAGUAUAUCUAUGUCUUAUAUCUUGUUAUGUAUAAUAAUGAGACCACUAUUAUGUAUUUUAUGUAUUUUUAGUAAUUAUGAAUUACGCCAUGGUAAAGGUUUUAAUUAUUUUAAGAAGUUGAAAUAAAAUAAUUAUGUUUAUCGAAAUGAAAUGUUUAUUUUCUUAUGAUUUUUUUCGGGUUGCCUUUAAGGUAUAAUGUUGUAUGAAAACAUUUUUUUUUAAUGUCAUAUAAGUUAUGUGUAUUGUACCUAUCUAUCCAACAUAAAGUUAUUAUGGUCGCGAUUAUAAUCGAUUAUAAUAAUAGCGAUUAUUAUAAUGUGAACGACACCCAACUUGUCAGUAGAAAAAUGCGCGAAAUUCAAAUUUUCUAUGGAAAUUCAACUCUGCGCCUACUUUAAAUUUGUCGCUUUUUCUAUUGACAAAAUAUAUCUAUAUAUUUUCUUGUUUUUCGUACGUUUGUGGCAAACAUUCAUACGACCCACCGUUGGUAAGCGAUUAUCAUAGCCUACGAACGUUUGAAAUAACAGGGCUGUUAUAUUUAAAACGCAUCAAAAAAUGCAUACAUUUUAUAAUCGUAACUGUAGGUACAGUCAGCGGCAGAAACCUACUCUUAUUUUCUUAAAAAUAAUGUUUUGUUCAGUUCAUUUUGGACACCUCGUCCGCUUAGUAAUUUUUACUACUUACUGUAGGUACCUACUAUGAUAAUGAUUUUUCAAAUUUAAAUCAUGUUUAUGAAAUAUCUGUCUAUUGGAAACAUACUUAUAAUAAUAGAAUGUCACUUAACCCUUUGAACGCUUUAUAUCAUAAACACAAACAUCACUCAAACGCCAAGGUCCCGGGCGCAAGCGAGCUAAUGUAAACACUCGGAAGUGUGAAGGUUACUUUGACAGCGUCCGCUAUAACGUCUAUAGUUGUCCUUGGCGCUGCGGGCACGAUUAGUAACGACGACGUUAGGUGUUCUUGGCGUUCAAAAGGUUAAAUCAAUGCUAAAGUACAGUCAGUCCCAUAAUAUUUAAUGUUUUACCAAUAUUGCCUUUGCAUACAUUGAAGACGCGAAAUAUAUUUAUUAAUAAUUAUUAUUUCUUAUUUUUAAUACACAGAUUUGAUCUGUUGAAAGCAUGUUCAGAGAUAAUGUCAAUUUGUAAUAAUUGUAUGGAAAUGACCCCAGAAUAAUAGCUUUGCGAUCCUAACGAAAUAACGGUACUUUUUCUAUGCAAUUCCAUUUCGGGAGAAAACGGUUUCCACUGGCUAAUUCUUAACAAUAUAUUCUAGGUUUAUAGGUUUCGCUUAAUUUUUUUUGUAUUGCAAAUUUUGAAACAGGGAAAAUCUAUAAACCUAGUUUUUCUUUGUGUCAAUAACAAACUAAAAAACCACGGAGAAUGAAAAAUAUUAAGAAGUGGAAAGAAAAACAUUUUCUCUUUUUGUUUAGACGAGUAUGUAGUAUCUUAUACAAAAUAUUGGGUAUUUUAUCCCAUACUCUGUAUCUUUAGGUAUUUAAAUAAAAGUAAACAAAAUCUACCCUCAAAUGGCUCCUUAAGCCAGUUGAGGGUAGAUGAAAACAUUACAUGAUCAAAUAAUGUAGGUUAAAGUCAGGACGUUCAGUGACAGAUCCAGGCGGUUUUGUAUUUGGUUAACCAAUAAAUGUUAUAACUACCCGAAAAUUUACAAAUUGUUUGUUUACUUUUAUUUAUAUAAGUACUGUUUACUUUAAGAUACAGAGUUAUUCUUAGACAAAAUACGUACGUGUCAAAUACCGGUUUUUAUAAAUAUCUUAAAUGCAGGUUUUCGUUCCGAUAAAAUAGUGAAAUAAAUCAGUCAAAUAAAAUUCAGUUCAGUUCGGGCAAAUAAAUGAAUUGAAUUGAAUUAAUUAGUAAUUUGUCAGUGCCUUGCCCCGCGGCAUCGGAGUGGCUUGUAAGCUAGACCCCCAACACUGCCCGAAGCCUAUUGGCUUAGUUUGUAUCAAAGAUAAUUUAAAAUAGAUGUGGAUUGUCAAAGAAAAAUUUGUAGCCACAAUAAAUUUACUGCCAUCUUUCGACACAUGAUUAAAAAUUUUAGAACGCCACUUUUAUAAAUUUUAAAUUUGUUAAAUAUUAUAAAGUGGCGCCAUCUUACCGGGCAUCGGCUAAAGGUUAAGGUACAUUUGGCCUUUGAUCUAUUAGAUGGCGCCACUUUUUGAUAUUUAACCAAUUUAACACAUAUCAGUGAAAUAAUAAGGAUCAAAGUCAAAUGGCGUCUAAAAGUUUUAAUCAUGUGUCGAGAGAUGGCAGUAAAUUUACUGUGGCUACAAAGUUUAAGAUAUAUGUACCUAAUUUAAUAAGCAAUGUCACUUUUUACUAUGGCACCUAUUCUGCUCACACUACUUAUUUCAUCUUCAAUCUCAUGGAACUUGGCAUUGCUGUAUGAUAAAACAUCUAUCCAGUCUGUACUCAUCGCGUCUUUCAAGAAAUUACGUUCAUUCCUAUUGUCUUUUAUUCGGAAUUUUAUCAAUAUUGAUCCUAUGAAGUAUAAAUAAAGUUACAUUUUUUAUAAA